UCAACACAUCCACAGUCGUUGUAAAUAUUAUUAUAAAUCUAUAAAUUGUGUGAAAAGUGAAGUUUUAAAGUUGAUAGAGUAACAAAUAAAGAUAAAUAUUUUGGGUUGUUAUUUUGAACGAUGGCGGAAAUUAAAUCGUUGGAACAUUCUACACUUAAAGUUCCCUACGAAGUUUUAAACAAAAAAUUCCGAUCUGCUCAAAAGAACCUGGAUCGUGAAUUGGAUCAGAUUCAGAAUGUGUCUAGGGAUGCAGAAAAGAUCUUAAACAGAAACAAUGCUUUGCCCACCGUCUUCGAAGUGAGUAAACUUGUAGGAAAUGUUGUACAACGCCUUCAAAUAUUAAAAAGAAAAGCAGAGGAGAGUUUAUUGGACGAAUUAAACGCUGGAUUGGUGUGCAAGCGCAAACUGCAACAUUUGCGAAUUGUUGCUCCACCGGAUUCUCACAUUAGUUUGGAUGCGUGGCAGGCAUCAAUGGACCAGUGGAAAAGAAUUCGAAUGGAUCGUAUAGUAAUCGAACAUCUUCUAAGAAGGGGUUUUUAUGAAACUGCUGAAUGCCUUGCAAGGAAAUCUGAUAUCCGACAUCUAACUAAUCUAGAUAUUUUUCACACAUCAAGAGAAGUUGAGGAUGAUCUUACCAAACACAAAACCUUAAAAUGUGUGUUAUGGUGCAUGGACAACAAAUCUAAGCUUAGAAAAAUUAAUUCUAAUAUGGAAUUCAGCUUACGCGUUCAAGAAUUUGUAGAACUAGUUCGAAGUGAUAACCGAGUAGAAGCAGUGAAACACGCCAGAAAAUAUUUCCAGGCUUUCGAGAAAACACAGCUCAAAGAAAUUUGCAAGUGCAUGGCUUUAUUAGCUUAUCAACCAAAUACAGAAACCGAGCCAUACAAAAGCUUAUUUAGUAAACGCCGUUGGAAGGAUCUUGCAUUGAACUUUCGGAAUGAAAACUAUCGACUGUUUCAACUAUCAACUCAGUCUUUGUUAAGUGUGGCAAUCCAAGCUGGCCUUUCAGCAUUAAAAACGCCACAAUGCUAUUCAUCGAAUUGUAAGAGUAUUCAUUGCCCUGUUUGUCAGGAGGAUUUCAAUCAAAUAGCAAAGAAUUUGCCAUAUUCACACUGCGUGCAGAGUCGUCUUAUUUGCAGAAUCACUGGACUUCCCCUAAAUGAACAUAACUUGCCAAUGAUGUUGCCGAACGGUCAAAUAUUUGGACAAUUGGCGGUACCAGAAAUCACCAAAGAAGAUGGCGCUGUGGUUUGUCCCAUAACAAAUACAACAUUUUCGAAUCCAAAAGUUGAAAAAGUUUUUGUAAUGUAAAGUAGAUGUUGUAAAAAAUUAUUAUGUAAUAAACCCGAAUCGACAAAAAACACAUAAACCUAUAAAUUUAAA
Anastrepha obliqua is the source of this 1383-nucleotide messenger RNA. It is a transcript of the gene Kaz, whose product is annotated as E3 ubiquitin-protein transferase MAEA. Bases 121 to 1311 code for a protein of 396 amino acids. Gene Ontology annotation, molecular function: ubiquitin protein ligase activity; protein binding. The transcript has 7 exons. Gene Ontology annotation, cellular component: GID complex; cytoplasm; nucleus. Gene Ontology annotation, biological process: proteasome-mediated ubiquitin-dependent protein catabolic process. Lineage: Eukaryota; Metazoa; Arthropoda; Insecta; Diptera; Tephritidae. The record is from RefSeq and is a predicted model, not a curated record.